This is a messenger RNA of Ictalurus punctatus (channel catfish), 1459 nucleotides long. It is a transcript of the gene ggh, whose product is annotated as gamma-glutamyl hydrolase (conjugase, folylpolygammaglutamyl hydrolase). Gene Ontology annotation, molecular function: gamma-glutamyl-peptidase activity. Lineage: Eukaryota; Metazoa; Chordata; Actinopteri; Siluriformes; Ictaluridae. The coding region runs from base 281 to 1135 and encodes 284 amino acids. The record is from RefSeq and is a predicted model, not a curated record. The transcript has 10 exons. Gene Ontology annotation, biological process: tetrahydrofolylpolyglutamate metabolic process. Gene Ontology annotation, cellular component: vacuole.
CCUCCUGCGUGUCACAUCCGAUUAGUAGUGACGGUAACAGACACAAAAGUGGGAGAAUUUAUACAUUUAUUUAUGUUUUAAUACAUCCAGACAUAUUUAAAGGCGAAAUAAACCAUGACUUGUAUUUGAACACUUGGUAUUUUUGUGCCCAGAAGACUUGAAGAGGUUUAAGAGUGAAAUGGGGAACUGGUUCAGCUGAAGUGACGCAGAACUGGACGAGGAACAAAAACACAGUAAGAGCGACAUGAAGAAGAGAUCAGUAUAGUGACGGAGUGACAGCAUGAACCUAAUCUGCGUCGCGUUUUUCUCUACAUUCUUCUUCCAAAUCAUCAUUUCCUUUGCUGUCGUUUCAGAAGGACACAAAAUAAACGACUGUCCCAUAAUAGGUGUUCUAGCUCAGGAAGUGUACUCUCCUACACCCGGGAAUAACGCCUACAUUGCGGCUUCCUAUGUCAAAUACCUGGAGUCUGCGGGGGCACGAGUCGUCCCUGUGAUGAUUAAUAAGACUGAAGAGGAAUACACCAUACUCUUCAAAUCUAUAAAUGGAAUCCUCUUUCCUGGUGGUGGUGCCAGCAUUUUUUCAUCCGGUUAUGCCAAAGCAGCGAGUAUAUUCUACAAACUUGCACUGGAUGCUAACUCAAAAGGAGAUUAUUUUCCUGUGUGGGGAACAUGCUUGGGCUUUGAGCAGCUCACACUGCUGACUAGUGGAAAGUCCCUGCUGUCCCAAACUAACACCAGUGGUGUUGCUCUGCCACUCAAUUUCACCAAAGAAUUAAAGGACAGCCGAAUGUUCAAGGACUUCCCAGAGGACCUGAUGGCAUCACUGGCAAAUGAACCACUCACAGAGAACUCUCAUCAGUGGAGUAUCUCUACUAAGAGAUUCACUGGAAAUGAGCAGCUGAAAAAGUUUUACCGAAUUCUGAGUACAAACACAGAUGGACAAACGGAGUUUGUGUCCACAGUGGAAGCAUAUGAUUUCCCAAUUUAUGGAACCCAGUGGCACCCAGAGAAAAAUGCAUUUGAGUGGACUCGUGGAUAUAUCCCCCACUCAACCGCUGCUGUCAGAACCACUUUCUAUUUGGCCCACUUUUUUGUCAAUGAAGGUUCACGUCGUUUAGACAUAGGAACAUGGUAGUCGCGAUCCCGAUCCGCACCAAAACAAUCGGCCAAGACCACUGGAACGAGGUGGUCUCUGCCUGACUGCAGACGAACUCUGAAGCGGUUCAUCUGUGCUAGGAAAAGUCUUCAUACAUUUCCCAGCCAAAAAGACGAGCAGAAUGCAUUAAUCUAUAACUACCAACCCACCUACACUGGAAAGAAGUCUUCAUUUGAACAAAAGUAUUAUUUUGAUUAGGUGUUCUUACUUAAUCUGUUUUAAUUGUGCAAAUCUUCAGAAGCAUGUACACUGUGUAGUGCACAGAGCAUCUUGAACGUUGCAAUAAAAAGUUGCCAUACUGGU